Phialemonium atrogriseum is the source of this 2691-nucleotide messenger RNA. Its product is annotated as insulin-induced protein-domain-containing protein. Gene Ontology annotation, molecular function: protein binding. The transcript is spliced from 4 exons. The coding region runs from base 1 to 2691 and encodes 896 amino acids. The record is from RefSeq and is a predicted model, not a curated record. Lineage: Eukaryota; Fungi; Ascomycota; Sordariomycetes; Cephalothecales; Cephalothecaceae.
AUGGCAAAAAGAAAGAGAGAAGCCGCCGCUACUGGCAACGGUGGUCCACCGUCGAUUGCGUCAAAAAAGCCCAAGAAAGUACAGGAGCUCGCCAGCUCUACUACGACAAAAACCGGUACAUCAACUUCCUCGAACAAAGCCGCCGCGAAGACGGGCCCGGCUCCCGAGACAGUCAGCUUCGCCGACGCCUUCCUCUUCAACGCCCACAGCUCCGCGAUCCGGUGCCUUGCGCUGUCGCCGGCAUCCGCGCCGGUGCCCGGCCAGGCGCAGAAGGUGAUCCUGGCGACGGGGUCGACGGACGAGCGCAUCAACCUGUACAACCUGUCGGCGCACCCGCCGUCGGCGCGGGCGCGCUCGGCGGCGCGGGAGCUCGCGUCGGCGGCGCUGCCGCGCGCGGUCGUCGAGAGCGGCGGGAACCGCGAGCUGGGCACCCUGCUGCACCACGCCGCCGCCGUCACCCAGCUGGCGUUCCCCACCCGCGGGAAGCUGCUCUCGGCCGCCGAGGACUCGACCGUCGCCGUCACGCGCACGCGCGACUGGAGCUUGCUCAGCACCGUCAAGGCGCCCGUGCCCAAGCCGGUGGGGCGGCCCAGCGGGGAUACGGCGGCCCAUGGGGCGACGCCGAGGGGCGUCAAUGCGUUUGCGGUGCAUCCCAGCCUGAAGCUGAUGAUCAGCGUUAGCAAGGGGGAGAGGGCGAUGCGGCUGUGGAACCUGGUAACGGGGCGGAAGGCGGGCGUGCUCAACUUUGGGAGGGAGGUGUUGGCGCAGGUGGGCGAGGGGAAGCACGGCACCGGGGAGGGCAGGAGGGUGGUGUGGGGGAGCAACGCCGACGAAGGGGACGAGUUCGCCGUCGCUUUCGACCGCGACCUCCUGGUCUUUGGCAUGGACAGCCGCCCGAGGUGCAGGGUCAUGAGCGAUCUGAAGACCAAGGUCCACGCGGUCACCUAUCUGACGCUUGCCGCGGGUGGGGAGGACGCUCUCCUGGCCGUGUCGACCGAGGACGGGAGGAUCCUCUUCUUCUCCACCAGGACCGACGACCUCGUCAAGGCGGCGGGCGGGGACGAGGACGGUAAGCAGACGCAGGCCCUCCCGACUGCGAAGCUGGUCGCCCAGCUCGGCGGCAAGGACGCGGGCGUGUCUGGCCGGAUCAAGGAUUUUACAGCCCUGCCGGUGGACGGGGAGGACGGCAAGAGGGUCUGGUACAUCAUCACAGGGAGCAGCGACGGGAGGCUACGGAUGUGGAAGCUAGAGUCGGGCGAGCUUCAGACCACGGACAACAAGGAGGCCGGGAGGCAGGUGGGCAGCUUGCUGGGCACGUACGAGACGCAGAACAGGAUCACUUGUGUGGCGGCUUUUAUCAUGAUACCCCGACCCGAAGGCGUGGACGAUAGCGAGGACGAGGAGGAGGAGGGCGAGUCAUCCGGAGACGACAAUGGCGAAGGGGACGACUCGGACGACCCGACCCCGCCCGAGGAGGAAUCGGCACCGGGCACCCCCCUCAACGGGGCCGGCGACCACGGCCACGGCGCCCGGCCGGGGUCCGCAGCGCGCCUCCUGGAUCCGCGCCACGAGGCGGACUCGAUCAGCCGGGCGGCCUCGUUCGUUAACCUCACGGCCUCGACCCUCUUCGGCAUCUACUCCCCCAGCACGCCCGGCGGGGGCCGCAGCCGCGUCUUCGACGCCGACGCCGACGAGCCCGGCACGCCGUGGGGCACCGCCGGCUCCCUCACGCCGACCCAGCGGCCCAGCCUCGACGACGCCACCUUCCAGGUGAUGAAGGAGAGGGCCCGGUCCGGCAGCUACAGCCGCUACGGCGUGUCGUCGCCCGACCCCGCCGCCGCCGCCCACGCCACGAGGAGGGGUUCGGCGGGCGACCCGGCCAACGCCAACGCCGCCGGGCCCGCGGUCCUGUCGUCGCUGGCCGCGAGGGCGGCGCUGCUGUUCGCGCUGGGCGUCGGCUACGGCCUCCUGGUGACGCGCCUGCACAGCGACCGAGACCUGGGGCUCGCCGCGUCGUUUGGCGUCGAGGGCCUCGUGCCCGAGGGGGGCUACGACUGGCGCUACCUGGUGUUCUGGGGCGUGGCCGGCGUCGCGCUCGGGGGGCUGUUGCCGUGGUUUGAUGGGGUGUGGGAGGAGAGCUUUGGGAAGCAUGAGGGCGCUGCUCACGGUGCUAGGGCUGGGAAUGGGGCUGGGGCUGGUAGGCGUCACGGUGAUGGCCAGGAGACCAGUCCGGAGAUGGACUGGGCCCUCGUCAUGCGCGGCAUUGGGGCAUUUGUUGGUAUUGUGUUCGCCAUUCGCAAACUCCCCUGGACAUCCACAAUGCAGGUGUCCUUGACCUUGGCCCUGGCAAACCCCUUCCUCUGGUACAUAAUCGAUCGCUCCAAGCCCGGAUUCUGGCUCUCGGCGGCCGUUGGUCUGGCCGGCUCGGCGGUCCUCAUGGGCCUCAACCCGGAGAUGAUGCCGGUCCCGACGGGGCUCGGCCCAGGCGCCCUCUCCCGGAACCUGACGCGGCAUCGCCACUCCGACUCCCCGGCGCCGCUGGGAGCUCUGGCGAGCCACGAGACGAUCGAGACGGCGAUAUGGAUGGUCAGUGUGCUGUUCUGCAGCUGCGUCUUCUUUGGGAACAUAGGCCGGCGCCUGGCACUGAGCAGGUCCUCUACCGCGAGGGGCCGAUGGGGUGGUGUACGAUGA